AUGCCUAUUCCAUGUUCGAGGCAGUGUGGGAAAAAGGCUGUCCUUAAAGUAAGUCUAAUGAUUAUGUUACUCAAGAUUUAAAAAUAUAAAACAUGAAAGGAAAGCAACUUCUUUAAUUACAGAGACCUAAAACUGGACAUGCAUUAUGUAAAGAAUGCUUUUUUUAUGCAUUUGAAAGUGAGAUUCACAAUACAAUUACGCAGGGUAAAUUAUUUAAACCUGGUGAUAAAAUUGCUAUUGGAGCGUCAGGAGGAAAAGAUUCUACAGUACUUGCAUAUGUUUUAAAAACCUUGAAUGAGAGAUAUCAAUAUAAAAUUGACCUUUUUCUUUUAUCUAUUGAUGAGGGAAUAACUGGAUACAGAGAUGAUAGUUUAAAAACUGUUCAGCAAAAUAAAGAUGAUUAUGGACUCCCAUUAAAAAUAUUAUCUUAUAAAGAAUUAUAUGGAUGGACAAUGGAUGAAAUUGUGGCUGAAAUUGGCAAAAAAAAUAACUGUACAUUUUGUGGUGUAUUUCGAAGACAAGCUUUAGAUAGAGGUGCAGCUAUCUUAGGGGUAGAUUGUAUUGCAACAGGUCAUAAUGCUGAUGAUAUUGCAGAGACAGUUCUUAUGAACAUCUUGAGAGGUGAUGUAGCAAGAUUACAAAGAUGUACUUCAAUUAUUACUGCAGGAGCAGAUUGCAUAAGACGAUGCAAACCUCUUAAAUAUGCAUAUGAGAAAGAAAUAGUAAUGUAUGCGUAUUUUAAACAGUUGGUAUACUUUUCAACAGAAUGUAUAUUUGCACCAAAUGCAUACAGAGGACAUGCAAGAACAUAUCUUAAAGAUUUAGAGAGAAUUAGGCCUUCUUCUAUAUUGGAUAUCAUUCAUUCUGGAGAAACAUUACAAGUAAAAGAAAGUAUCAAACUACCGGAACGAAGGAAUUGUUCUCGUUGCGGAUUUGUAUCUAGCCAAGAAAUUUGCAAAGCGUGUAUUAUGCUAGAAGGUUUGAAUAGAGGACUUCCCAAACUUGGUAUUGGAAAAUCUACUAAAGUUAAACGAAUACUGGAGUCUGUUGCAAAAGACAAAUGCAAUGACAAAUAUAAAGACAAUGAACAGAUUAAAGAAAAAGAUUUAGAAUUUUGA
Heterotrigona itama is the source of this 1118-nucleotide messenger RNA. The record is from the annotation of a GenBank genome assembly. Lineage: Eukaryota; Metazoa; Arthropoda; Insecta; Hymenoptera; Apidae.